Molecule: messenger RNA, 3555 nt
Organism: Armigeres subalbatus
Lineage: Eukaryota; Metazoa; Arthropoda; Insecta; Diptera; Culicidae
Exons: 2
Coding region: 744-3443 (899 amino acids)
Biological process (GO): positive regulation of transcription by RNA polymerase II
Cellular component (GO): nucleus
Molecular function (GO): transcription cis-regulatory region binding; protein binding
Source: RefSeq, a predicted model, not a curated record
AAAUGAUGCCAAAACGUAUGCAAACUUAUCUAUUCUGCUCAGCUCUGAAGACCUUAUUCGUUAGUCCCUUUGUCUGAAGGAAGGGGCUACGUAUUUGCUAUAAGUUUCCAUGGCUACGCCACUGUCUAUUAGUGUAUGUCAUUAAGAAUGAUUUGUAGCUCCUCCUGUGUUCAUCAAACAGUAAGCCGAGAGUCGAGUUGCCAUGGCACGAGUUGCGUUAUCGAGCUGCAGUUUGUCACAAAGUCACGUGCUUCUACCAACCAAUGGAGGUUUUCGAAAUACAAUACAUUAGAAAUCGAUAUCACAAGUGAAUGUUAACUAAGUACUCUUACAUUGUAAUUCUUGGAAUAUAAAACAGUUAUGUUUCAAAUUACAUGAAUUGAUCACUAUUUACUCAAGGGAAUGUUGCUAUCACAAAUACUGAGUCAAACCUAAUGAGCUCCGUUUAAUGCAUUACAUGGAAUUUGGCAGAAAAGCUAUUAUACCACUACUUGGAAUACUUUACUUUAAUAUGAGAAUUGGUAAGACUGUCGAUAAUACAGUGGAAAGCGCUAUUUCAUUCAAGUUGGCAAUACAAUGAACAAACAUUGAUUAAUACCGACACAAGAUGAACUGCAACGUUACGAAAUAAUUCCAACUUGACUAGUUGAUACGCAUAUAAACCAGUAGCAUCCAAACGAUUUCAUUUUAGUGCAACAUUCAACCUGGAAGCAGUCCGACUUAAAUCGUGUUCGACUGAAACUAUGGAAGAGCAGGAACAAGAUCCGGGUUUUGGGUUUGGCCUAUUUGCUGAUUAUCCCGAAGAUGAGCUUGAUCCAUUGCAAAUUGAUGUGUUUGAAACCGAAGACGAGGAAAAGCGGAAACUGCCUUCAACGAAUAUUUAUCGCCCGGUGACGGAAGGUACCCAGUUGCAUCGCGCCAUUCGGAAGGGUGAUCAAACACUGAUUGACAAAUACCUGGCCACCUAUCAGGAAGGUUUCGAUAAGAUAAGGAAUUAUUUGCAGGAGAAGUAUCAGUGGAACGGCGAAGACAGGAUAUGGUUGCGGAGGUACAACCUGAUUGCGGUGGGUGAGGAGCAGUGUAAUGCAUGUAAGGAGUUGGAGAAGAGCUGCGCAAGGGACGGCAAUUUGGAAAAGGCCGUUUUCAUACUUCUGACUGUUCCUGUCGAUGGUGAAGAAGUGGCUGUAAUACAUCCCGACAGUAGUAAUCGUCUUAAAGUAUGUAAAAUAGUGCGAACACUGCUUCCAAAUGGAUUUCUGUCGUGGAACUAUACUGGAUCUCACGAAAAAUCCUAUCAGAAAAAAGAAACGUUUAUAGAAUUAGCAGCAUCAAUCGGAAGGAACGACAUAAUUACUCGAUUGUAUGAGCAAGGAGCAGAGCUUAGUAUUCCAAACCAUUGUCCGUUGAUGGCGGCAUGCUCGACACUUCGGAAAGACACGAUCUGCUGGUUGCUUACUGAGCAUUUCGACCAUUUCGACUGCACUCAGCGGAACUCGAAUCAAAUGAAUGCAUUUUUAACCCUCAUGUCAAAACAAGACGUUGAGUUGUUAGAUUAUGUGUUGCUGAAAAUGAUAAGUUACCGACAAAAGUAUUAUCACGAAGACAAAGCGGAAGCAUUCAAGAAAAUAUUCCACUAUGAAAACACGGAGCUUAGUAGUUUGUCAAGCUUGAUUCAUUUAAGAAAAGGUCCAAUGCGGGAAAAAAUCGCCGAAUAUAUCUCGCACUACAAGUUGGAUUUGUCGUAUCAAUGGGAAAACGUUACAAUCCUCAUUUGUUUAAUGUGCAGAAAUAUUGCCGUUGAUUACUGCUGGUCAGAAAUUCGUAAAAAUCCGAAGCUGUUGGGCAUGGUAUCCUACGGUGAAACCACAGUCCUUCACGAGUUUAUUCAUUCGGGAAAGUUGGAUAAUUUGCCGGAAAUCUAUCAUGAUCAUCCAGAAGUGAAGCAGUUCUUCGAAACCAAACGUGGAUUCAAUUUGUUGAAGGAGAUGCUUUACUCUAAACGACUUGAGUCUGUUGUGUUCAUCAUGGAGCACCAUGCAGAGUAUCUGCUGAGUAACUUGGAUACCCUAAAAGAAAACUUACUGUGGAGUAAUGAUAAGGAUUUCUAUGAAGAGAACGGCGACGUAAUUUUGAAAUAUUUUCCUAUGCUGGCCGAAGAGAUCGAAGCAGCACGAAAUAAAGAUCCAGAUCUUUAUCCAGGUUAUGACCUAAUAUUGGCAUUCCACAAAUUCCAAUUAGAAUUCGACGAAUCUUCAAUCAAAUCUAAAGUCGAAACACCUUCACUAAGCGCCAUUCGAGGUACGAAAGGUCUUUCCCUACUUCAUUACGCUGUAGACAAAGACAACACAAGCUGGUUUACCCAACUGUUGGAAUCGGGCUGUGACAUCGAUGCAACGGAUGACGAAGGCAAUCUACCAAUCCACUACGUUCGAAGCCUGAAAAUGUUUAACCUCAUCAUUGAAAACCAUCCUGAAGGAGUAUCUUUGGUACAUCGAACGAACGCCGAAGGUUAUACAGUACUCCAUAAGGUCUGCUCUUUAUAUAUGGAACGAAAACCUUUGUGUGAACUGUUAGAAAGAGUUAUCGAAUGCGGUGCGAAUGUGCACGCACUAACGAACCACAAUGAAUCUGCCGUCUUCAUGAUAGGAAAUUGUGACGCAUUGAGCGUACUUAGAAAGCACAACAUUGAUCUUGAGGUUGUUAAUGAUGACGGUGAUAACGCAUUGGACUGUCAUUUGCGCAACAGGAAUGUGUGCAUGGGUAAUGCACUUUUGCCAUUGAUGAACACGAAACCGUCCUUCAAAGAUCACGCUCAUAAAUAUUUGAGCUGCUUUUUGGUCUCAAAUCGAGAUUUCUUCAGUUGUGAUUAUCAGCCCUUCCUGGAGAACAACCCAGAAACCACCAAGAUCAUAUUUGAUUCCGUUUUCGAGCAUUCGCGAGAGGAAGCUUCUCGUCUUUUCAAUAGAGCAUGUUGCAGUGCACAUAUUUUUAUAGCUGAAAAGUUUCUAGAGUUCGACUAUGACUUGGAUUAUGAUUAUAAGGGAGACUGUGAUUACACGCCAAUCAUCGGGUUGUGUAGCUACAUGGAACGACCGAACAUCCACUUGAUGCGCCAAUUGCUGAAGAAAGGAGUAGAUCUGGAUUGUCGCAACGAAUGGGGAUGCAAUGCUCUGUUGAUGCUGACCGACAGAAUGAGGUCGGCUAGAUGGUACGGUCAUGAUGUUGGUUCGGUACAGCUACUGUUGGACCACGGAGCACAAAUUAAUGGCACAGACAGUGAUGGGAAUACCGCCCUGCAUUAUGCUUUCAAAAAUAACGAUUGGGAGUUGGUCGAAAUGUUGGUUGAAAACGGAGCGGACCUUCUGAUAAGGAAUAAGGAGGGUAAAAUUCCGCUGGAAAAUGCUUCGUAUAUGAACCGAGAACUCUUCAAAUUUAUGAAAUAAACUAAAAUUGUCUGUGAUACUGAGCCUUGACAUCAGUUUUAAUUUAUAGCCAAACAUCAUGAUUAUUGUUUACUUUCAAAUUUAAAGAAACUAUUUAAAGCUAUUAUAACAU